CAACAUGGCGGCCCACUGUAGCCUACAAGUGACUCGCGUGUCUCCCGGUUUCAGUCUUAUUUUUAGUUUUAAUUUACGAAUUAUGAAGUUUAAGAUGAUGAGACAUCAAGAAAGUAAUGAAAGGGAAACGUUGCUGGCAUUUUUAUAUAAAUAAAACGCUGGGAGAAAUUUGGUGAAAAGUGAGGAACAGCUGACUGAAACACGCUCCCAAAAACCAGACUUCAUGACACAAAUGGAAGGAAUAUUUUAUUACAGACGUUGGAUUUUGCAGCAAUUGAGCUUCAUUAUCAUCACACCUGCAAAGGGCGCGCCAAUGUUCCAUAGCAAGCCCACGGGUGGAGGCCGACCUCUCCAAAUCUCUCCCCGGCCAUGACAGCUUCCUGCCGGACUGAGCUGAGGCGGGCGCGGCGCCUCCACAGUCACAUCGGGAUGAGCGAAGUUGCCGAGGAGGAGUCGAGCUGUUCGGCAUGAUGAGUACCGCGCCUCCUCGCUGCUCAAUUUGAUGUCGUUUAAGAGCGAAUGCGCAUUCUGAGGGGAAAUGAGUAACAGCGGCGUGGCCUCCGGGAUGGGAGGCCCAAACGGGCGGACUCCGACGCCCGAUAGAGCGGUCCCGGCCCCGGCCCCGGGCGGCUCCUCGCCGGCCACGCUGGAAGACCCGGCCGGCGGGCCUCUGUCGUGCCUGACUGACGUGGGGGAGAUGUGGGUGAAAUUCGGCAAGAUGUUCGCUGCCAUCCUGCCCAUCUACAUCCUGGGCUACUUGGAGUUCAGCUUCAGCUGGGUCUUAAUCGGACUGGCCGCCUUGUUUUACUGGCGGCGAGCCCACGGCGCUAAGGACUACAGGAUCAACCGCGCUUUGGCCUUCCUGGAGCAUCAGGACACUCCCGUCAAAAAGAUUCUGCCCACCACCGAGCUGCCGUCGUGGGUUCAUUAUCCGGAUGUGGAGCGAGUGGGGUGGCUCAAUAAGACAGUGAAGCAAAUGUGGCCGUUCAUCUGCCAGUUUGUGGACAAGUUGUUCCGGGACAGCAUCGAGCCAGCCAUCAAGGGCGCCAGCCCCUAUCUGUCCUCUUUCUGCUUCUCCAAGAUCGACAUGGGCGACAAGCCUAUCAGGGUGAACGGUGUCAAAGUUUACACGGACAAUGUGGACAAGAGGCAGGUUAUCAUGGACAUGCAGAUCAGUUUUGCGGGCAACACUGAGAUCAAUGUGGACAUUAAGAAGUACUACUGCAGGGCGGGAAUCAAGAGCAUCCAGCUUCACGGCGUGAUGCGCGUGGUGAUGGAGCCGCUUCUGGGAGACAUGCCGCUGAUCGGAGCGCUCUCCGUCUUCUUUCUCAACAAACCCCUCCUGGACAUCAACUGGACGGGCCUAACCAACAUAUUGGACAUUCCUGGGGUCAACGGUCUCUGCGACAACCUGAUCCAGGACAUCAUCUGCAGCUUCCUGGUGCUCCCCAACCGCAUAAACAUCCCACUGGUGGGCAAGGAGCAGCUGGAGCACCUCUUAUUCCCCGUGCCCAAAGGCAUCCUGCGCAUCCACUUCCUGGAGGGCCAGGACCUGCUGGGCAAGGACAAGUUCCUGGGCGGUCUCAUCAAAGGCAAGUCGGACCCUUACGGAGUCAUCCGGGUGGGCAACCAGCUUUUCCAGAGCAAAGUCAUGCACGAGACGGUCAACCCCAAGUGGAACGCCGUCUUUGAGGCUGAAGUUAUGGACCCUGCCGGGCAGAAUUUGGAGGUGCAAUUGUACGACGAAGACACCGAUAAAGAUGACAUGCUGGGAAGCGUAACCAUCGACUUGGGCGCGUUAACCAAGGAGCCGAAGGUGGACGAGUGGUUCAGUCUGGAUGAUGUGGCUACCGGGAAGUUGCACCUGAAGCUGGAAUGGUUGUCUCUUAUGACCACGCCUGACAAGCUAGAGGAGGCCCUGGCUAGCAUCCGCGCCGACCGCGGCAAGGCCAAUGACGGCCUGUCCUCGGCGCUGCUCAUCGUCUUUUUGGACUCAGCCAAAAACCUGCCGGCCGGGAAGAAAGUGACCAGCGAUCCCAGUCCGUUCGUCCAGCUCCGAGUGGGUCACAAGUCGCACGAGAGCAAGACGCGCUACAAAACCAAUGAGCCCGUGUGGGAAGAAGCCUUCUCCUUCUUGGUCCACAACCCCAGGACUCAAGAUUUGGAGGUGGAGGUGAAAGACGCUAAGCACGACGACUGCUCGUUGGGGACGCUGGCCGUGCCUCUGACUCGCUUGCUGGAGGCGCCGGACAUGACGCUCAACCAACAGUUUCAUAUGCGCAACUCGGGACCCGGCUGCUGCAUCAAGUUGAAGUUGGCUCUGCGGGUGUUAUGUCUAGAUAAAGACACCUCCACCGGGACCGAGCAGGACCAGAAGGCGGCCACCGCCGACCCGUCCGAUCCGGCCGCCGACCCCAUUCCGCGCUCGGCUUCCGCGUCUGCCCAGGACGUCCUGAGGCGACGCCGGUGGGACGACGAAGAGCGGGCGUCGCACCCGGCCGAGAGGGGCCGUAGCUCGUCCCAGUCGGGGUCGCAGCACUUCCUGGACGGGGGCAAGGAGGCCACGCCCAGCAUCGCUUCCGACAUCUCCAACCCGUUGGCGGCUCAGGAGCUGCACCAGAGAGUCCAGCAGAUGCAAAAUGGUUCUGGACUGAACUACUUCCCCUUGGGGGAGAUCCAGCUGACAGUGAGACACAGCUCCCAGAAGAACAAAUUGGUGGUGACGGUCCACUCUUGCAGGAACCUGAUCCCAUUCAACGAUUACAACUCGGACCCGUACGUCCGCCUCUACUUGCUUCCUGACAAGCGGCGAUCGGGAAGAAGGAAAACUCACACGCUCAAGAAAACGCUCAACCCCGUUUACGAACAGACCUUCGAGUUCAGCGUAUCUCUGGUGGAGCUCCACAGGAGAACGCUGGACGUGGCUGUGAAGAACAGUGGAGGCUUGCUGUCCAGACACAAAGGCCUUCUGGGAAAGGUGUUGGUGAGUUUGACUCCCGAGGACAGCGCCAAGGGUUGGACGCAAUGGUAUGAGCUCAGUGAAGAUGGCCACAGGAAGCCUCACCAACUCUAAAAGUCUUCAUCAUCAUCCUGGAGCAGAGUGCCCCUAAAGACCAAAAAAGGGAACACACGCAAAUGCGACAUCUUUAUUUAGAAAAAAUGAAAAAAAUUUUUUUUUUUUUUUGUAAAUACAUGCUUCUUUCGUAUCAUGCUUGAUGAAAAUUUCAUACUUUUUUUUAUUGUCUCCAAACCCAAAACAUAACUUUUUCCUGAAAAUAUAUACUUACAAACAGUAACUUGGACUUAUUUAUCUGAUAAUAUUGUGUUUUUGAUGAAAGUCAUGCAGCCGAAACCAAAGAUUUUUAUUAUUAUUCAGGCAGCAUUUUUUUUUAUUUCUUGAGCUUUAAAUUGCAGCAGUUCCCAAAGUGAACAGUUUGCACAUCAAUCAAAUAUCACAAGAUGUUUUUUUUUUGUAAGCCACAUUUAUUUAGAAAUAAGAGAACAUAUACACAGAAAUAUGAUAGCCAACAUUCAUCCAUCCGCAGUGCUUGUCAAAAUAUAUCAUCAUGUAUCAGCACAUUUAACGGCAACAUUUAUUUCAAUUUUUUUUUUUUUAUAAACGUAAAUGUCAGAAGCAAUAUUAUGUUUACUCAUUUGACUUCCGAUCAAUUUUGACCGGGAAGUCAAAGUCAAAACGGAUCGGACGUCUUUCACCUUCAGUUAAGUUGAGAAGUGACGAUAUUUAAAAGGUUUGUUCGUGAAGUCUUAAGUUCAUUGUUAGUCUCUUAUUCUGAAAUUUGAGUCCCGUGGGAAACACAUUUCAAAGUAAGACUGAGCUCUGCUUUUAUUUGAACGGGUCACUGAAAAUUUUGUGCCUUAAUAAGUUGGCGUGACCCGCGAACAGCUUCCUUUUAUAGACUUGUAAAUGUUUUUUUGUUUUUUGUUUUUUUUGAAUAAAAACAGGAAAAUGA
This is a messenger RNA of Corythoichthys intestinalis (scribbled pipefish), 3971 nucleotides long. RefSeq names its product extended synaptotagmin-like protein 2a (gene esyt2a). The transcript has 24 exons. The record is from RefSeq and is a predicted model, not a curated record. Gene Ontology annotation, biological process: lipid transport. Lineage: Eukaryota; Metazoa; Chordata; Actinopteri; Syngnathiformes; Syngnathidae. The coding region runs from base 539 to 3073 and encodes 844 amino acids. Gene Ontology annotation, cellular component: extrinsic component of cytoplasmic side of plasma membrane; endoplasmic reticulum membrane. Gene Ontology annotation, molecular function: calcium ion binding; phosphatidylethanolamine binding; phosphatidylinositol binding.